AUGGACCAAGACGAUGGAAAUUGGAGAAAUGGUAUCAAGGUACUAGAGCGUUAUGAAAAUGUGCAGAGAAUCACAAAACGAUUAGAGUUAAAGGCAGCAGAAUUGAACCAAAGCCCGCAAAAAAAAGCUUUUGAGAUUGAGACUACAGCAUACAAAGUCUCUCAAUCAAGGGAUGCAUAUAAUUCUGCAUGCAACGCCUACGCUGAACUAUCACAGCCAAUAUCAAACCUCGUGCAAGGAGAAACUGGGCCAGAUUCCCCUGGUAUAGUCAUUGGAAACUACCAUGGAUGUCAUCAUAUUUCAUCUGGUCUCUGCUCAGAUGUGUACCGUUGCAAAGCGGUAGCCCUUAAGGUUAUUUUGCAACUACACAACGCAGAACCACACAAUCCAGAGCUAGAAAUAAAGAUACUGUCUUCUCUCGCUCAUCCCUCAGUUAUUAAGCUCAAUACAGUAUUUCGCGAUGCGUCUAAUCGUCUAAUUCUGGUUUUUCCUUAUCAAGCUUUCACUCUUGCAACAUUUCUUACCGCAGGCACUCUUCCUCCAAGAUCAACAGCACAUUGGUUUUACGAUAUAUUUUCAGCUCUUGAAUAUCUCCACGCACAGGGUAUUAUUCAUAGGGAUAUCAAGCCUUCAAAUAUAUUAAUUGCAUCCGAUACUGCACCCGCUUUACUUUCAGAUUUCGGUACUGCCUGGCAUCCCGUAUUUUCAGCUUCCUUUGAAUCGCCCGCAUCCAAAUGCCUUGAGGUUGGAACCACGUCUUAUCGAGCCCCAGAAACAUUGUUCGGUUACCGCGGCUACGGUACUCCUCUAGACCUUUGGGCCACUGGUACUAUGCUUGCUGAAUGCCUACGAAAUCCUCCCAAGUGUCUCUUUGACUCACGCAAUACAACAGAGACUGGUAACCAACUAGGUCUUAUUCUCAGUAUGUUUCAAACUCUAGGAACUCCAACACGAGAAAAUUGGCCUGAAGCGUCUACAUUUAACACGCCGCCGUUUGACUGGUACAAAGAAUUUCCUGCAAAGGAUUGGAAAACUAUCUUAGUCAAUGUAGAAGAGUCAGGCAUAGAUUUAGUUAGGAGAUUACUAGUCUGGGAAAGUGGGAACAGGUUGACCGCUACCGAGGCCCUGCAACAUCCUUUCUUGAGAAGAUCUGAAUAA
Messenger RNA from Blumeria graminis f. sp. triticale, 1158 nucleotides. The record is from the annotation of a GenBank genome assembly. Lineage: Eukaryota; Fungi; Ascomycota; Leotiomycetes; Helotiales; Erysiphaceae.